Molecule: messenger RNA, 14037 nt
Organism: Closterium sp. NIES-65
Lineage: Eukaryota; Viridiplantae; Streptophyta; Zygnematophyceae; Desmidiales; Closteriaceae
Source: the annotation of a GenBank genome assembly
CCCCAUUCUCCCGCUUUCCAUCACCCCGCCCCAUUCUCCCGCUUCCAUCACCCCGCCCCAUUCUCCCGCUUCCAUCACCCCGCCCCAUUCUCCCUCCUUCCAUCACCUCGCCUCAUUCUCCCGCUUCCAUCACCCCGCCCCAUUCUCCCUCCUUCCAUCACCCCGCCCCAUUCUCCCUCCUUUCCAUCACCCCGCCCCAUUCUCCCACUUUCCAUCACCCCGCCUUCCCGCCCCAUUCUCCCGCUGUCCAUCACCCCGCCCCUUUCUCCCGCUUUCCAUCACCCUGCCCCAUUCUCCCGCUUUCCAUCACUCCGCCCCAUUCUCCCGCUUUCCAUCACCCCGACCCAUUCUCCCACUUUCCAUCACCCCGCCCCAUUCUCCCUUCUUCCAUCACCCCGCCUCAUUCUCCCUCCUUCCAUCACCCCGCCCCAUUCUCCCGCUUUCCAUCACCCCGCCCCAUUCUCCCGCGUUCCAUCACUUAGCCCCAUUCUCCCGCUUUCCAUCACCCUGCCCCAUUUUUCCUCUUUCCAUCACCCCGCCCCAUUCUCCCACUUACCAUCACCCUGCCCCAAUCUCCUGCUUUCCAUCACCCCGCCCCAUUCUCCCUCCUUCCAUCACCCCGCCCCAUUCUCCCGCUUUCCAUCACCCCGCCCCAUUCUCCCGCUUUCCAUCACCCAGCCCCAUUCUCCCGCUUUCCAUCACCCCGCCCCAUUCUCCCGCUUUCCAUCACCCCCGCCCCAUUCUCCCGCUUUCCAUCAUCCCGCCCCAUUCUCCCUUCUUCCAUCACCCCGCCCCAUUCUCCCGCUUUCCAUCACCCCGCCCCACUCUCCUGCUUCCCAUAACCCCACCCCAUUCUCCCGCUUUCCAUCACCCCACCACAUUUUUCCCGUUUUCUAUCACCCCGCCCCAUUCUCCCUCCUUUCAUCACCCCGCCCCAUUCUCCCGCUUUCCAUCACCCCGCCCCAUUCUCCCGAUUUCCGUCACCCUGCCCCAUUCUCCCGCUUUCCAUCACCCCGCCCCAUUCUCCCGCUUUCCAUCACCCCGCCCCAUUUUCCCGCAUUCCAUCAUCCCGCCCCAUUCUCCCUCCUUCCAUCACCCCGCCCCAUUCUCCCGCUUUCCAUCACCCCGCCCCAUUCUCCCGAUUUCCGUCACCCCGCCCCAUUCUCCCGCUUUCCAUCACCCCGCCCCAUUCUCCCGCUUUCCAUCACCCCGCCCCAUUCUCCCGCAUUCCAUCAUCCCGCCCCAUUCUCCCUCCUUCCAUCACCCCGCCCCAUUCUCCCGCUUCCCAUAACCCCACCCCAUUCUCCCGCUUUCCAUCACCCCGCCACAUUCUCUCACUUCCCAUCACCCCGCCCCCUUCUCUCUCCUUCCAUCACCCCGCCCCAUUCUCCCUCCUUCCAUCACCCCGCCCCAUUCUCCCGCAUUUCAUCAGCCCGCCCCAUUCUCCCGCUCUCCAUCACCCCUCCCCUUUCUCCCGCUUUCCAUCUCCCCGCCCCAUUCUCCCGCUUUCCAUCACCCCGCCCCAUUCUCCCGCUUUCCAUCACCCCGCCCCAUUCUUCCGCUUCCCAUCAUCUCGCCCCAUUCCCCCGCUUUCCAUCACCCCUCCCCAUUCUCCCUCCUUCCAUCACCCCGCCCCAUUCUCCUCGCUUUCCAUCACCCCGCCCCCCCGCCCCAUUCUCCCGCUCUCCAUCACCCCUCCCCUUUCUCCCGCUUUCCAUCUCCCCGCCCCAUUCUCCCGCUUUCCAUCACCCCGCCCCAUUCUCCCGCUUUCCAUCACCCCGCCCCAUUCUUCCGCUUCCCAUCAUCUCGCCCCAUUCCCCCGCUUUCCAUCACCCCUCCCCAUUCUCCCUCCUUCCAUCACCCCGCCCCAUUCUCUUGCUUUCCAUCACCCCGCCCCGUUCUCCCGCUUUCCAUCACCCCGCCCCAUUCUCCCGCUUUCCAUCACCCCGCCCCAUUCUCCCUCCUUCCAUCACCCCGACCCAUUCUCCCGCUUUCUAUCACCCAGCCCCAUUCUCCCUCCUUCCAUCACCCUGCCCCAUUCUCCCUCAUUCCAUCACCCCGCUCCAUUCUCCCGCUUUCCAUCACCCCGCCCCAUUCUCCCACUUCACAUUACCCCACCCCAUUCUCCCGCUUUCCAUCACCCCGCCACAUUUUCCCACUUUCCAUCAUCCCGCCCCCUUCUCUCUCCUUCCAUCACCCUGCCCCAUUCUCCCUCCUUCCAUCACCCCGCCCCACUCUUCCGCUUUCCAUCACCCGCCCCAUUCUCCCGCUUUCCAUCACCUCGCCCCAUUCUCCCGCUUUCCAUCACCCCGCCCCAUUCUUUUGCUUUCCAUCACCCCGCCCCAUUCUCCCGCUUUCCAUCACCCUGCCCCAUUCACCAGCUUUCCAUCACCUGCCCCAUUCUCCCGCUUUCCAUCACCCCGCCCCAUUCUCCCGCUUUCCAUCACCCUGCUCCAUCUCCCGCUUUCCAUCACCCCGCCCCAUUCUCCCGCUUUCCAUCACCCCGCCCCAUUCUCCCGCUUUCAAUCACUCCGCCCCAUUCUCCCGCUUUCCAUCACCCCGCCCCAUUCUCCCUCCUUCCAUCACCUUGCCUCAUUCUCAUUCCUUCCAUCACCCCGCCCCAUUCUCCCGCUUUCCAUCACCCUGCCCCAUUCUCCCGCUUUCCAUCACCCAGCCCCAUUCUCCCGCUUUCCAUCACCCCGCCCCAUUCUCCCGCUUUCCAUCACCCUGCCCCAAUCUCCCGCUUUCCAUCACCGCGCCCCAUUCUCCCUCCUUCCAUCACCCCGCCCCAUUCUCCAGCUUUCCAUCACCCCGCCCCAUUCUCCUGCUUUCCAUCACCCAGCCCCAUUCUCCCGCUUUCGAUCACCCCGCCCCAUUCUCCCGCUUUCCAUCACCCCACCCCAUUCUCCCUCCUUCCAUCACCCCGCCCCAUUCUCCCUCCUUCCAUCACCCCGCCCCAUUCUCCCGCUUUCCAUCACCCCGCCCCAUUCUCCCGAUUUCCGUCACCCCGCCUCAUUCUCCCUCCUUCCAUCACCCCGCCCCAUUCUCCCGCUUUCCAUCACCCCGCCCCAUUCUCCCGCUUCCCAUAACCCCACCCCAUUCUCCCGCUUUCCAUCACCCCGCCACAUUCUCCCGCUUUCUAUCACCCCGCCCCAUUCUCCCUCCUUCCAUCACCCCGCCCCAUUCUCCCGCUUUCCAUCACCCCGCCCCAUUCUCCCGAUUUCCAUCACCCCGCCCCAUUCUCCCGCUUUCCAUCAGCCCGCCCCAUUCUCCCACUUUCCAUCACCCCGCCCCUUUCUCCCGCUUUCCAUCUUCCCGCCCCAUUCUCCCGCUUUCCAUCAUCCCGCCCCAUUCUCCCUCCUUCCAUCACCCCGCCCCAUUCUUCCGCUUCCCAUCAUCCCUCCCCAUUCCCCCGCUUUCCAUCACCCCUCCCCAUUCUCCCUCCUUCCAUCACCCCGCCCCAUUCUCUCGCUUUCUAUCACCUCGCCCCAUUCUCCCGCUUUCCAUCACCCCGCCCCAUUCUCCCGCUUUCCAUCACUCUGCCCCAUUAUCCCUCCUUCCAUCACCCCGCCCCCUUCUCCCUCCUUCCAUCACCCCGCCCCAUUCUCCCUCCUUCCAUCACCCCACCCCAUUCUCCCGCUUUCCAUCACCCCGCCUCAUUCUCCCGCUUCCCAUAACCCCACCCCAUUCUCCCGCUUUCCAUCACCCCGCCACAUUCUCCCACUUUCCAUCACCCCGCCCCCUUCUCUCUCCUUCCAUCACCCCGCCCCAUUCUCCCUCCUUCCAUCACCCCGCCCCAUUCUCCCGCUUUCCAUCAGCCCGCCCCAUUCUCCCGCUUUCCAUCACCCCGCCCCAUUCUCCCGCUUUCCAUCACCCCUCCCCUUUCUCCCGCUUACCAUCUCCCCGCCCCAUUCUCCCGCUUUCCAUCACGCCGCCCCAUUCUCCCGCUUUCCAUCACCCCGCCCCAUUCUCCCUCCUUCCAUCACCCCGCCCCAUUCUCCCGCUUUCCAUCACCCCGCCCCAUUCUCCCUCCUACCAUCACCCCGCCCCAUUCUCCCUCAUUCCAUCACCCCGCCCCCAUUCUCCCUCCUUCCAUCACCCCACCCCAUUCUCCCUCCUUCCAUCACCCCGCCCCAUUCUCCCUCCUUCCAUCACCCCGCCCCAUUCUCCCGCUUUCCAUCACCCCGCCCCAUUCUCCCUCCUUCCAUCACCUCGCCCCAUUCUCCCUCCUUCCAUCACCCCGCCCCAUUCUCCCUCCUUCCAUCACCCCGCCCCAUUCUCCCGCUUUCCAUCACCCCGCCCCAUUUUCCCGCUUCCCAUAACCCCACCCCAUUCUCCCGCUUUCCAUCACCCCGCCCCAUUCUCCCGCUUUCCAUCACUCCGCCCCAUUCUCCCGCUUUCCAUCACCCCGCCCCAUUCUUCCGCUUCCCAUCAUCUCGCCCCAUUCCCCCGCUUUCCAUCACCCCUCCCCAUUCUCCCUCCUUCCAUCACCCCGCCCCAUUCUCUCGCUUUCCAUCACCCCGCCCUGUUCUCCCGCUUUCCAUCACCCCGCCCCAUUCUCCCGCUUUCCAUCAACCCGCCCCAUUCUCCCUCCUUCCAUCACCCCGCCCCAUUCUCCCGCUUUCUAUCACCCAGCCCCAUUCUCCCUCCUUCCAUCACCCUGCCCCAUUCUCCCUCAUUCCAUCACCCCGCUCCAUUCUCCCGCUUUCCAUCACCCCGCCCCAUUCUCCCACUUCACAUAACCCCGCCCCAUUCUCCCGCUUUUCAUCAGCCCGCCCCAUUCUCCCGCUCUCCAUCACCCCUCCCCUUUCUCCCGCUUUCCAUCUCCCCGCCCCAUUCUCCCGCUUUCCAUCACCCCGCCCUAUUCUCCCGCUUUCCAUCACCCCGCCCCAUUCUUCCGCUUCCCAUCAUCUCGCCCCAUUCCCCCGCUUUCCAUCACCCCUCCCCAUUCUCCCUCCUUCCAUCACCCCGCCCCAUUCUCUUGCUUUCCAUCACCCCGCCCCCUUUCCAUCACCUGCCCCAUUCUCCCGCUUUCCAUCACCCCGCCCCAUUCUCCCGCUUUCCAUCACCCUGCUCCAUUCUCCCGCUUUCCAUCACCCCGCCCCAUUCUCCCGCUUUCCAUCACCCCGCCCCAUUCUCCCGCUUUCAAUCACUCCGCCCCAUUCUCCCGCUUUCCAUCACCCCGCCCCAUUCUCCCUCCUUCCAUCACCUUGCCUCAUUCUCAUUCCUUCCAUCACCCCGCCCCAUUCUCCCGCUUUCCAUCACCCUGCCCCAUUCUCCCGCUUUCCAUCACCCAGCCCCAUUCUCCCGCUUUCCAUCACCCCGCCCCAUUCUCCCGCUUUCCAUCACCCUGCCCCAAUCUCCCGCUUUCCAUCACCGCGCCCCAUUCUCCCUCCUUCCAUCACCCCGCCCCAUUCUCCCGCUUUCCAUCACCCCCGCCCCAUUCUCCUGCUUUCCAUCACCCAGCCCCAUUCUCCCGCUUUCGAUCACCCCGCCCCAUUCUCCCGCUUUCCAUCACCCCACCCCAUUCUCCCUCCUUCCAUCACCCCGCCCCAUUCUCCCUCCUUCCAUCACCCCGCCCCAUUCUCCCGCUUUCCAUCACCCCGCCCCAUUCUCCCGAUUUCCGUCACCCCGCCUCAUUCUCCCUCCUUCCAUCACCCCGCCCCAUUCUCCCGCUUUCCAUCACCCCGCCCCAUUCUCCCGCUUCCCAUAACCCCACCCCAUUCUCCCGCUUUCCAUCACCCCGCCACAUUCUCCCGCUUUCUAUCACCCCGCCCCAUUCUCCCUCCUUCCAUCACCCCGCCCCAUUCUCCCGCUUUCCAUCACCCCGCCCCAUUCUCCCGAUUUCCAUCACCCCGCCCCAUUCUCCCGCUUUCCAUCAGCCCGCCCCAUUCUCCCACUUUCCAUCACCCUGCCCCUUUCUCCCGCUUUCCAUCUCCCCGCCCCAUUCUCCCGCUUUCCAUCAUCCCGCCCCAUUCUCCCUCCUUCCAUCACCCCGCCCCAUUCUUCCGCUUCCCAUCAUCCCGCCCCAUUCCCCCGCUUUCCAUCACCCCUCCCCAUUCUCCCUCCUUCCAUCACCCCGCCCCAUUCUCUCGCUUUCUAUCACCUCGCCCCAUUCUCCCGAUUUCCAUCACCCCGCCCCAUUCUCCCGCUUUCCAUCAGCCCGCCCCAUUCUCCCACUUUCCAUCACCCCGCCCCUUUCUCCCGCUUUCCAUCUCCCCGCCCCAUUCUCCCGCUUUCCAUCAUCCCGCCCCAUUCUCCCUCCUUCCAUCACCCCGCCCCAUUCUUCCGCUUCCCAUCAUCCCGCCCCAUUCCCCCGCUUUCCAUCACCCCUCCCCAUUCUCCCUCCUUCCAUCACCCCGCCCCAUUCUCUCGCUUUCUAUCACCUCGCCCCAUUCUCCCGCUUUCCAUCACCCCGCCCCAUUCUCCCGCUUUCCAUCACUCUGCCCCAUUAUCCCUCCUUCCAUCACCCCGCCCCAUUCUCCCUCCUUCCAUCACCCCGCCCCAUUCUCCCUCCUUCCAUCACCCCACCCCAUUCUCCCGCUUUCCAUCACCCCGCCUCAUUCUCCCGCUUCCCAUAACCCCACCCCAUUCUCCCGCUUUCCAUCACCCCGCCACAUUCUCCCACUUUCCAUCACCCCGCCCCCUUCUCUCUCCUUCCAUCACCCCGCCCCAUUCUCCCUCCUUCCAUCACCCCGCCCCAUUCUCCCGCUUUCCAUCAGCCCGCCCCAUUCUCCCGCUUUCCAUCACCCCGCCCCAUUCUCCCGCUUUCCAUCACCCCUCCCCUUUCUCCCGCUUACCAUCUCCCCGCCCCAUUCUCCCGCUUUCCAUCACGCCGCCCCAUUCUCCCGCUUUCCAUCACCCCGCCCCAUUCUCCCUCCUUCCAUCACCCCGCCCCAUUCUCCCGCUUUCCAUCACCCCGCCCCAUUCUCCCUCCUACCAUCACCCCGCCCCAUUCUCCCUCAUUCCAUCACCCCGCCCCAUUCUCCCGCUUUCCAUCACCCCACCCCAUUCUCCCUCCUUCCAUCACCCCGCCCCAUUCUCCCUCCUUCCAUCACCCCGCCCCAUUCUCCCGCUUUCCAUCACCCCGCCCCAUUCUCCCUCCUUCCAUCACCCCGCCCCAUUCUCCCUCCUUCCAUCACCCCGCCCCAUUCUCCCUCCUUCCAUCACCCCGCCCCAUUCUCCCGCUUUCCAUCACCCCGCCCCAUUUUCCCGCUUCCCAUAACCCCACCCCAUUCUCCCGCUUUCCAUCACCCCGCCCCAUUCUCCCGCUUUCCAUCACUCCGCCCCAUUCUCCCGCUUUCCAUCACCCCGACCCAUUCUCCCACUUUCCAUCACCCCGCCCCAUUCUCCCUCCUUCCAUCACCCCGCCUCAUUCUCCCUCCUUCCAUCACCCCGCCCCAUUCUCCCGCUUUCCAUCACCCCGCCCCAUUCUCCCGCUUUCCAUCACCCAGCCCCAUUCUCCCGCUUUCCAUCACCCCGCCCCAUUUUCCCGCUUUCCAUCACCCCGCCCCAUUCUCCCGGUUUCCAUCACCCGGCCCCAAUCUCCCGCUUUCCAUCACCCCGCCCCAUUCUCCCUCCUUCCAUCACCCCGCCCCAUUCUCCUGCUUUCCAUCACCCCGCCCCAUUCUCCCGCUUUCCAUCACCCAACCCCAUUCUCCCGCUUUCCAUCACCCCGCCCCAUUCUCCCGCUUUCCAUCACCCCACCCCAUUCUCCCUCCUUCCAUCACCCUGCCCCAUUCUCCCUCCUUCCAUCACCCCGCCCCAUUCUCCCGCUUUCCAUCACCCCGCCCCAUUCUCCCUCCUUCCAUCACCCCGCCCCAUUCUCCCUCCUUCCAUCACCCCGCCCCAUUAUCCCUCCUUCCAUCACCCCGCCCCAUUCUCCCGCUUUCCAUCACCCCGCCCCAUUUUCCCGCUUCCCAUAAUCCCACCCCAUUCUCCCGCUUUCCAUCACCCCGUCAAAUUCUCCCGCUUUCUAUCACCCCGCCCCAUUCUCCCGCUUUCAAUCACCCCGCCCCAUUCUCCCGAUUUCAAUCACCCCGCCCCAUUCUCCCGAUUUCCAUCACCCCGCCCCAUUCUCCCGCUUUCAAUCACCGCGCCCCAUUCUCCCGAUUUCCAUCACCCCGCCCCAUUCUCUCGCUUUCCAUCACCCCGCCCCAUUCUCCCGCUUUCCAUCACCCCGCCCCAUUCUCCCGCUUUCCAUCAUCCCGCCCCAUUCUCCCUCCUUCCAUCACCCCGCCCUAUUCUUCCGCUUCCCAUCCUCCCGCCCCAUUCUCCCGCUUUCCAUCACCCCUCCCCAUUCUCCCUCCUUCCAUCAACCUGCCCCAUUCUCUCGCUCUCCAUCACCCUGCCCCAUUCUCCCGCUUUCCAUCACCCCGCCCCAUUCUCCCGCUUUCCAUCACCCCAGCCCAUUCUUCCUCCUUCCAUCACCCCGCCCCAUUCUUCCGCUUUCCAUCACCCCGCCCUAUUCUCCCUCCUUCCAUCACCCCACCCCAUUCUCCCUCAUUCCAUCACCCCGCCCCAUUCUCCCGCUUUCCAUCACCCCGCCCCAUUCUCCCUCCUUCCAUCACCCCGCCCCAUUCUCCCUCAUUCCAUCACCCCGCCCCAUUCUUCCGCUUUCCAUCAUCCCGCCCCAUUCUCCCUCCUUCUAUCAUCCCGCCCCAUUCUCCCGCUUUCCAUCACUCCGCCCCAUUCUUCCUCCUUCCAUCACCCCGGCCCAUUCUCCCUCCUUCCAUCACCCCGCACCAUUCUCCCGCUUUCCAUCACCCCGCCCCAUUCUCCUGUUUUCCAUCACCUCGUCCCAUUCUCCCUCCUUCCAUCACCCCGCCCCAUUCUCCCUCCUUCCAUCACCCCGCCCCAUUCUCCCGCUUUCCAUCAGGCCCCGCCCCAUUCUCCCGCUUUCCAUCACCCCGCCCCUUUCUCCCGCUUUCCAUCUCCCCGCCCCAUUCUCCCGCUUGCCAUCACCCCGCUCCAUUCUCCCGCUUUCCAUCACCCCGCCCCAUUCUUCCGCUUCCCAUCAUCCCGCCCCUUUUCCCCGCUUUCCAUCACCCCUCCCCAUUCUUCCUCCUUCCAUCACCCCGCCCCAUUCUCCCGCUUUCCAUCACACCGCCUCAAUCUUCUGCUUUCCAUCACCCCGCCCCAUUCUCCCGCUUUCCAUCACCCUACCCCAUUCACCCGCUUUCCAUCACCUCGCCCCAUUCUCCCGCUUUCCAUCACCCCGCCUCAAUCUUCUGCUUUCCAUCACCCCGCCCCAUUCUCCCGCUUUCCAUCACCCUGCUACAUUCACCCGCUUUCCAUCACCCGCCCCAUUCUCCCGCUUUCCAUCACCCCGCCCCAUUCUCCCGCUUUCCAUCACCCCACCCCAUUCUCCCGCUUUCCAUCCCCCCGCCCCAUUCUCCCGCUUUCCAUCAUCCCGCCCCAUUCUCCCGCUUUCCAUCACUCUGCCCCAUUCUCCCGCUUUCCAUCACCCCGACCCAUUCUCCCACUUUCCAUCACCCCGCCCCAUUCUCCCUCCUUCCAUCACCCCGCCUCAUUCUCCCUCCUUCCAUCACCCCGCCCCAUUCUCCCGCUUUCCAUCACCCCGCCCCAUUCUCCCGCUUUUCAUCACCCCGCCCCAUUCUCCCGCUUUCCAUCACCCCGCCCCAUUCUCUCGCCUUCCAUCACCCCGCCCCAUUCUCCCGCUUUCCAUCACCCCGCCCCAUUCUCCCGCUUUCCAUCACCACGCCCCCUUCUCCCUCCUUCCAUCACCCCGCCCCAUUCUCCCGCUUUCCAUCACCCCGCCCCAUUCUCCCGCUUUCCAUCACCCCGCCCCAUUCUCCCUCCUUCCAUCACCCCGCCUCAUUCUCCCGCUUUCCAUCACCCCGCCCCAUUCUCCCUCCUUCCAUCACCCCGCCCCAUUCUCCUGCUUUCCAUCACCCCGCCGCAUUCUCCCUCCUUCCAUCACCCCGCCCCAUUCUCCCGCUUUUUAUCACCCCGCCCCAUUCUCCCGCUUUCCAUCACCCCGCCCCAUUCUCCUGCUUUCCAUCACCACACCCCCUUCUCCCUCCUUCAAUCACCCCGCCCCAUUCUCCCGCUUUCCAUCACCCCGCCCCAUUCUCCCGCUUUCCAUCACCCUGCCCCAUUCUCCCGCUUUCCAUCACCCCGCCUCAUUCUCCCGCUUUCCAUCACCCCGCCCCAUUCUCCCCUCCCUCCUUCCAUCACCCCGCCCCAUUCUCCCGCUUUCCAUCACCCCGCCCCAUUCUCCCGCUUCCCAUAACCCCACCUCAUUCUCCCGCUUUCCAUCACCCCGCCCCGUUCUCCCGAUUUCCAUCACCCCGCCCCAUUCUCCCGCUUUCCAUCACCCCGCCCCAUUCUCCCGCUUUCCAUCACCCCGCUUCAUUCUCCCGCUUUCCAUCAUCCCGCCCCAUUCUCCCUCCUUCCAUCACCCCGCCCCAUUCUCCCGCUUUCCAUCACUCCGCCCCAUUCUCCCUCCUUCCAUCACCCCGCCCCAUUCUCCCUCCUUCCAUCACCCCACCCCAUUCUCCCGCUUUCCAUCACCCCGCCCCAUUCUCCCCCUUUCCAUCACCCCGCCCCCUUCUCUCUCCUUCCAUCACCCCGCCCCAUUCUCCCUCCUUCCAUCACCCCGCCCCAUUCUCCCGCUUUCCAUCAGCCCGCCCCAUUCUCCCGCUUUCCAUCACCCCGCCCCAUUCUUCCGCUUCCCAUCAUCCCGCCCCAUUCCCCCGCUUUCCAUCACCCCUCCCCAUUCUCCCUCCUUCCAUCACACCGCCCCAUUCUCCCCCUUUCCAUCACCUGCCCCAUUCUCCCGCUUUCCAUCAACCCGCCCCUUUCUCCCGCUUUCCAUCAUCCCGCCCCAUUCUCCCUCCUUCCAUCACCCUGCCCCAUUCUCCCGCAUUCCAUCACUCCGCCCCAUUCUCCCUCCUUCCAUCACCCCGCCCCAUUCUCCCUCCUUCCAUCACCCCAACCCUUUCUCCCACUUUCCAUCACCCCGCCCCCUUCUCUCUCCUUCCAUCACCCCGCCCCAUUCUCCCUCCUUCCAUCACCCCGCCCCAUUCUCCCGCUUUCCAUCAGCCCGCCCCAUUUUCCCGCUUUCCAUCACCCCGCCCCAUUCUUCCGCUUCCCAUCAUCCCAUCCCAUUCCCCCCCUUUCCAUCACCCCUCCCCAUUCUCCCUCCUUCCAUCACCCCGCCCCAUUCUCUUGCUUUCCAUCACCCCGCCCCAUUCUCCCGCUUUCCAUCACCCCGCCCCAUUCUCCCGCUUUCCAUCACCCCACCCGAUUCUCCCUCCUUCCAUCACCCCUCCCCAUUCUCCCUCCUUUCCAUCACCCGCCACACUCUCCCGCUUUCCAUCACCCCGCCCCAUUCUUCUGCUUUCCAUCACCCCGCCCCAUUCUCCCGCUUUCCAUCACCCUGCCCCAUUCACCCGCUUUCCAUCACCCGCCCCAUUCUCCCGCUUUCCAUCACCCUGCCCCAUUCUCCCGCUUUCCAUCACCCCGCCCCAUUCUCCCGCUUUCCAUCACCCCGUCCCAUUCUCCCGCUUUCCAUCACCCCGCCCAAUUCUCCCGCUUUCCAUCACUACGCCCCAUUUUCCCGCUUUCCAUCACCUCGCCCCAUUCUCCCACUUUCCAUCACCCUGCCCCAAUCUCCCGCUUUCCAUCACCCCACCCCAUUCUCCCUCCUUCCAUCACCCCGCCCCAUUCUCCCACUUUCCAUCACCCCGCCCCAUUCUCCCGCUUUCCAUCACCCAGCCCCAUUCUCCCGCUUUCCAUCACCUCGCCCGAUUCUCCCGCUUUCCAUCACCCCGCCCCAUUCUCCCUCCUUCCAUCACCCCGCACAUUCUCCCGCUUUGUAUCACCCCGCCCCAUUCUCCCUCCUUCCAUCACCCCGCCCCAUUCUCCCUCCUUCCAUCACCCCGCCCCAUUCUCCCGCUUUCCAUCACCCCGCCCCAUUCUCCCGCUUCCCAUAACCCCACCCCCUUCUCCCGCUUUCCAUCACCCCGCCACAUUCUCCCGCUUUCUAUCACCCCGCCCCAUUCUCCCUCCUUCCAUCACCCCGCCCCAUUCUCCCGCUUUUCAUCACCCCGCCCCAUUCUCCCGAUUUCCAUCACCCCGCCCCAUUCUCCCGCUUUCCAUCACCCCGCCCCAUUCUCCCGCUUUCCAUCACCCCACCCCAUUCUCCCUCCUUCCAUCACCCCGCCCCAUUCUCCCACUUUCCAUCACCCCGCCCCAUUCUCCCGCUUUCCAUCACCCAGCCCCAUUCUCCCGCUUUCCAUCACCUCGCCCGAUUCUCCCGCUUUCCAUCACCCCGCCCCAUUCUCCCUCCUUCCAUCACCCCGCCACAUUCUCCCGCUUUGUAUCACCCCGCCCCAUUCUCCCUCCUUCCAUCACCCCGCCCCAUUCUCCCUCCUUCCAUCACCCCGCCCCAUUCUCCCGCUUUCCAUCACCCCGCCCCAUUCUCCCGCUUCCCAUAACCCCACCCCCUUCUCCCGCUUUCCAUCACCCCGCCACAUUCUCCCGCUUUCUAUCACCCCGCCCCAUUCUCCCUCCUUCCAUCACCCCGCCCCAUUCUCCCGCUUUUCAUCACCCCGCCCCAUUCUCCCGAUUUCCAUCACCCCGCCCCAUUCUCCCGCUUUCCAUCACCCCGCCCCAUUCUCCCGCUUUCCAUCACCCCGCCCCAUUCUCCCGCUUUCCAUCAUCCCGCCCCAUUCUCCCUCUUUCCAUCACCCCGCCCCAUUCUCCUGCUUUCCAUCACUCCGCCCCAUUCUCCCUCCUUCCAUCACCCCGCCCCAUUCUCCCUCCUUCCAUCACCCCGCCCCAUUCUCCCGCUUUCCAUCACCCCGCCCCAUUCUCCCGCUUCCCAUAACCCCACCCCAUUCUCCCGCUUUCCAUCACCCCGCCACAUUCUCCCACUUUCCAUCACCCCGCCCCCUUCUCUCUCCUUCCAUCACCCUGCCCCAUUCUCCCUCCUUCCAUCACCCCGCCCCAUUCUCCCGCUUUCCAUCAGCCCGCCCCAUUCUCCCGCUUUCCAUCACCCCUCCCCUUUCUCCCACUUUCCAUCUCCCCGCCCCAUUCUCCCGCUUCCCAUCACCCCGCCCCAUUCUCCCGCUUUCCAUCACCCCGCCCCAUUCUUCCGCUUCCCAUCAUCCCGCCCCAUUCCCCCGCUUUCCAUCACCCCUCCCCAUUCUCCCUCCUUCCAUAACCCCGCCCCAUUCUCUUGCUUUCCAUCACCCCGCCCCAUUCUCCCGCUUUCCAUCACCCCGCCCCAUUCUCCCGCUUUCCAUCACCCCGCCCCAUUCUUCCUCCUUCCAUCACCCCGCCCCAUUCUCCCGCUUUCCAUCACCCCGUCCCAUUCUCCCUCCUUCCAUCACCCCGCCCCAUUCUCCCUCAUUCCAUCACCCCGCCCCUUUCUCCCGCUUUCCAUCACCCCGCCCCAUUCUCCCGCUUCCCAUAACCCCACCCUAUUCUCUAGCUUUCUAUCACCCCGCCACAUUUUCCCACUUUCCAUCACCCCGCCCCCUUCUCUCUCCUUCCAUCACCCCGCCCCAUUCUCCCUCCUUCCAUCACCCCGCCCCAUUCUCCCGCUUUCCAUCAGCCCGCCCCAUUCUCCCGCUGUCCAUCACCCCGCCCCUUUCUCCCGCUUACCAUCACCCCGCCCCAUUCUCCCGCUUUCCAUCACCCCGCCCUAUUCUCCCGCUUUCCAUCAUCCCGCCCCAUUCUCCCGCUUUCCAUCAGCCCGCCCCAUUCUCCCGCUUUCCAUCACCCCGCCCCUUUCUCCUGCUUUCCAUCACCCCGCCCAAUUCUCCCUUUUUCCAUCACCCUGCCCCAUUCUCCCGCUUUCCAUCACCCCGCCCCAUUCUCCCACCUUCCAUCACUCCGCCCCAUUCUCCCGCUUUCCAUCACCCCGACCCGUUCUCCCACUUUCCAUCACCCCGCCCCAUUCUCCCUCCUUCCAUCACCCCGCCUCAUUCCCCCUCCUUCCAUCACCCCGCCCCAUUCUCCCGCUUUCCAUCACCCCGCCCCAUUCUCCCGCUUUCCAUCACUUAG